AAUUAUGGCAAAUAUCUUUACACAAUUAUAUUGUGUUGUUGUAAUAUGGCACUGGGUCUAUCGGUUGCCAUAUUUGGGCCGGUUAUGUUGGAUUUAAGAUAUCUAUUAAAUGUUUCAAUUGAGAUGAUAUCGUUAUGUAUGACAUUUACAUUUAUCGGUUAUAUGAUGGGAACUUUAUCUGGUUUACUCUACAAUUAUUUGAAUCGUCAGCUAACAAUUUCAAUACUAUUCAUAUUGACUGGUCUAUCAUCGGCUGCAAUACCGGUAUCGCCUAACCUAUACAUAGUUUAUCUAUGCUUCUGGAUGUGUGGUGUUAGUGGCGGUGUUUGGAACAGUACUAUAAAUGUCUGGAUCAUCGAAAUGUGGACCAACCGGAGUGCAUCAGUAUUGCAGUUCAUACAGUUUGGCUACGGAUUUGGUACUAUUUUGUCGCCACUUAUUUUGCGACCGUUUCUACGUGGAGGACAGGGAGGACAUGGAGGUGGUGGUGGUGUUGGACUAGUAGUGAAUGAGACUAUGAAUGUAACAAAUUUUACAGUUUAUAGUAAUUUAACAGAUAUUACCGAUAAUAGCGAUAAUGAUAGAGUUGGCAAUCUAUGGAAACCGUUUGUUAUUAUUGGUUGCAUUCAACUAAUUUCACCGAUAGCAUUGCUGAUCAUGUUUUUGGUAAAACGUUACGAAAGUCCCCUAACAGUGGCCACAAAAUCUCAUAACAAGUCCGAUCGGCCGAUCGACAGCAGCACAGUUAGCUGUAAUACUACCACUACUACUACUACUACUGAUGUCAAACUGUUUGACUUAGAGGCCGCUCCGCGACGUUUGGCAAUACUACUAUUGUCGCUACUAUUGGCCGCCUAUACACUGAUCGAGUUUACCCUGUUUGAUUUUGGUGCAACCUAUCUACAGUACACCCAGGCUGGUAUUACGGCACCGGUAGCCGCCCAAAUAAUGUCCACUGUAUCGCUGGCCUAUACCAUUGGACGAGCCGCCAGUGUACUGGUAUCGUUAAAACUGAUGCCCCAGUAUAUGAUUGUCGGUCACAUUAGCUUACUAUACCUGUCACUCGGAGUCAUACAAAUGUACGGCCAGUACAGCCAACCAGUACUGUGGACAGCAUUUGUCUGUCUCGGCUAUGGACUAUCGGCACUGUUUCCGGCAAUGUUUGCCUAUUUUGAACAAUACAUACAAAUAACUAAUCCAAUGGGUACCAGUGCUGCACUGAUGUGCGGUUUGGCUAAUCUAUUUAAUCCUUAUAUAUUAGGUCUACUUAUUGAACGGCACUCGUAUGUUGUUAUACUAUUUGAAGUGUUUUAUGUGACUCUAUACUAUGAUAUUCAGGGCUAUUGUUUAGAAAUGUUUGUAAAAUAUUUGGAUUUGUAUCGACCCGACAGUCCCGACAGUUGGCCACAUCUGUGA
Molecule: messenger RNA, 1416 nt
Organism: Oppia nitens
Lineage: Eukaryota; Metazoa; Arthropoda; Arachnida; Sarcoptiformes; Oppiidae
Product: sodium-dependent glucose transporter 1A-like
Exons: 5
Coding region: 46-1416 (456 amino acids)
Source: RefSeq, a predicted model, not a curated record